This is a messenger RNA of Prorocentrum cordatum, 267 nucleotides long. Lineage: Eukaryota; Dinophyceae; Prorocentrales; Prorocentraceae. The record is from the annotation of a GenBank genome assembly.
AUGCCGACCCACCUGCGCCAGCGCCGGCUCGCCUUCUCGGCCACGGUGUUCAUGGACUUGGCCGACAUCCCGGACCAGUCCAAGCGGGGCCGAGGCACCGCGCGCAUGACCUUCAGCAGCGUCCGAAGCUGGACGUCCAGCGGCGCUCGACGAAGGCCCGACCGAGGGCCCAGGCGGCCGCCGCAGCCCGAUGGGGAGUCGCACCGCAGCGGUGGGACCCUGGGCGCCCUCGAGGCCGCGAGGCUGCGCAGGCCCGCCAGCCUGUGA